Molecule: messenger RNA, 2329 nt
Organism: Nothobranchius furzeri (turquoise killifish)
Lineage: Eukaryota; Metazoa; Chordata; Actinopteri; Cyprinodontiformes; Nothobranchiidae
Product: meprin A subunit beta-like
Biological process (GO): proteolysis
Cellular component (GO): membrane
Molecular function (GO): zinc ion binding; protein binding; metalloendopeptidase activity
Source: RefSeq, a predicted model, not a curated record
CACCUUCCAUCCACAUCAACUUGGUUUAAAAGUCUCCCGAUUCAGCCAAGCUUGUCUUCCUCUUGGGAAACGCAUUUGGAGCAACAAGAGUUUAAUUAAAGAAACGUCCGGAGAUGAGGAACUAUGUUCUCCUAAUGUUGAGUUGGGCUGCCGGAUCAGCAGUCUGCUCAAAUCCAGUUGAAAUGAAAAUUAUAGACCUUAAAGAAGGAAAUUGCUUCGUCAACAAUGAUGCUUUUUAUGACAAUGUUGAAAAACCACAAAACACCCAAAGGCUUGCCUACACAGCUCAGAACGUACGAUGGACUUCCCCGAUUCCUUAUGUCUUUGGUGACGGCCUAGACCUGAAUGCCAAAGGAGUCAUCCUGAAAGCCUUCGACAGCUUCAGGGUCAAGUCAUGCAUAGACUUUGUUCCAGAACUCUCUGAGGAGUAUUACAUCUCUGUCCAGAAUUUAAAUGGAUGUUUUUCAGACAUUGGAAAAGAAAAAGCCAAUGGACAGGCUCUCUCCAUCGGAGACGGCUGUGGUCAACAGUAUUUGGUUGAACAUGAGUUUCUACACGCUCUUGGCUUCUUUCAUGAGCAGUGCAGAUACGACAGAGAUGAGUAUAUAACUAUUGUGUAUGCAAACAUCCUAAAAGGUCACAGUGGGAAUUUUAAAAACAUAAGUCGUGCAGUCAGCAGCACCUUUGGAACACCGUAUGACUACUGGUCUGUGUUACAUUACGGCAAAGAUGCGUACAGCAACGGCAAUGGCCCAACAAUUCUCACCAAAGACCCAAAAUUCCAGAAUGUGAUUGGUCAAACUCUGGGAAUGAGUCCGCUCAAUGCUCUGGAACUGAACCGCUUUUACAACUGCAACUCAACCGCUGCCUUUCAGAUGUACUGUGGUUUUAUUAACGGUAGCAUGUGUCAAAUGAGACAGUGCUCACGGAGCGGUAACGGCUGGGAAAUGAUCUCACAAGUUCAAGGGGGUCCAAGCUCUGAUCACACCAGUCUCCUCAGUAAAAACACAAAUCAGGAUCAAGAAACGGGAUAUUUCAUGCAUGCUAGCACGUCUUCCGGUCAGAAAGGAGAUUCUAAACGGCUUGAGACACAGAGAAUGGAUUUGAAAAGGGAAUGUAACGUCCAGUGUCUGCAGUUCUACUAUUAUUCCAGUGGGAAUGAGUCUGAUUCUCUCAACAUCUGGGUCAGAGAGUUUCAAGAUGCCUGGGACUCCACUGGAGCCAUUCGGCUCAUGAAACAGAUCACUGGUUCUCGAACAUCUUACUGGAAGCUCCAACACGUUUCCUUAAACGCCUCCAAGAACUUCCAGGUGGUGUUUGAGGUUCAGAAGGGACCUGGAAGUUCUGAGGGCGGUUUCUCAAUUGAUGACGUCAAUCUCUCCGAGAUCGAGUGUCCACAUUUAUCUUUGCAAAUCGAUGAAUUUGAGAACAUUUUUAGCUCUGAUAGCAAAGAGAACAUCUACAGUCCGCGUCAUUACACGGAAAAAGGAUAUGCUUAUAGACUGGCUGUUGGAUUCAACCAGACUUCAGUUAUGCUGUAUGUGCAGCUCUUGUCAGGUGCCUAUGAUAGCACCUUAGAGUGGCCUGUCCUCCAAAAUCAAGUGACUUUCCAAAUGCUGGAUCAGUCCCCUAACAUCCAGAUGCAGAUGUCAAAGAAAAGGAGCUUCAUGACUGACCAAAGUGGCACAUCCUGGACCAAUCCUGGUGAAACAGGAAGUCUUAUUAUGACUCCGACUGAAGGGGAAGUCCAUGCAGGACCUCUUACUGGUUUAAACAACUUUAUGUCUUUGGAAGAAAUGCAGUUUAGAGAUUUCCUUAAAGGCGGGAGUGCCGUUUUCACCUUGAGUUUUCAAGAUCUCACUUCUCUAGUUAACGGAAGCACUCUACCGUGUCCUGAAAUUAGAACUGUGGAGACGUCACACCCACCCACGCCUCUGGACAAAAGCCCAUGUCUGUCACGAGUUUCCAGCUUCUCCCCUGGGUUGGUGGCAUCUCCCGUCCUCACCUUUCUACUAGUCCUGAAACAUCUGGAGUUCUGAUUGCACUCUACGCAGAGGACUCCAACAAAUUCCAAACCCUAAAAUCACCAUUUUUAUUUCAGCUCUAUUUGUUCUUCAUCUAUUAACAGUGGUUGGUGCUAUACACGGUCUAGGUAUGGUUUGCAGAAUGAGUGGAAAUUCAAGAUCUUCAGUUUGUAUUGUCAGUGUAAAAACUAUGCCUGAUGUAUGUGAUUCAUAUUCUUUCUGUAAGGUUUUUAAUUAGUUUAUUUGAUCUUUAUUCAGCGUCCAAUCAAAACAAAACAAAAUAAAUUUUGAUAUCGAAAGUAUGA